AUGCAUUCGAAAAAGUCGCUCGCCAGGGAGCUCGUCGUCCAGCACAUCCUUCAAGGCCAGCAUCUCAUUAUCUACAACCGUCAUGUUCUUCGCAUUCCAAAGUUCUGGCUCAAUGCCCAUCCCGGCGGUUCUCUUGCUCUCCUACAUUUUGUUGGCAGAGAUGCAACCUCAGAACUAGAGGCCUAUCAUUCUCAGCAGACCCUUCGGCUCGUCGAGAAAUAUUCAAUUGGCGUUCUUGCGGACGAAAAUCCUUGGGAACCUCUUUUGCCUCCGAUUGCUGCUGGUUGGAUUCGUGAGGACGGGAAAUGGCUUAGGCAAGCGGCUACUUUCCAUCCAGAGCCUUCGCAAGUAUUUUUGAUAGCACAGAACUCUCCUGCGCUCCAGCAGUCGGCUCCUACGCAAUACGAUAUAACCCCCCCACCCUCGACUCUCUCUUUGCAAGUGCAACACCAGCAUGCCGCCGCCUAUAAACGACUCCAUAAACGUGUCACUGAUGCCGGCCUCUACAGUACACCAUACCUAACCGGUUAUGGUCCGGAAUUCAUUCGUUACGUCGGUCUUGGGGCAUUGUCAUUCAUUGCCUACAAAUAUGGCUGGCUCAUCACAAGUGCCUUCGUACUAGGUCUCCUAUGGCAUCAACUCAUGUUUUUCGCGCACGAUCUUGGUCAUAUGGGUGUAACACACAGCUGGGUAUUGGACAGACUCAUAUCUAUUGUGGUUGCCGAUUUCAUUGGCGGUGUUAGCAUCGGCUGGUGGGUCAGUAACCACAAUAUUCAUCAUCUCGUCACGAAUCACCCUUCGCACGACCCUGACAUUGAACAUCUACCAUUUUUCGCAAUUUCUCCUCAGUUCCUUUCCAACCUAUUUUCCAGCUACUAUGGGCGAAUCUUACCCUUCGACGCGGCUUCCCGGUUAUUCGUUUCCUUGCAGCACAAAUUGUUUUACAUCGUGAUGCUCUUCGCGAGGUUCAACCUUUACCGGCUUUCAUAUGAACACCUGUUCAAAAAAGCAUUUGAUACCAGGCGUUCUAGAGGUGGGCUCUGGGCCCACCCUCUAGAACUGGUUGGUGUCACUUUUUUCUGGUACUGGUUUGGUUGGAUCGUCCUGAGGGGUUGUGGUUCAUGGCAAAAGGCAUUACUCUAUGUGAUUGUCAGUCACGUCACAACCAGCCCUUUGCAUGUUCAGAUUGUGUUAUCGCACUUCUCCAUGUCCACGACCGACCUGGGCCCUACGGAGUCCUUCCCAGAUCGACAACUGAGGACCACAAGCGAUGUCAUCUGCUCCGAGGCUAUCGAGUUCAUACAUGGAGGUCUGCACUUGCAAGUCACUCAUCACCUCUUCCCGCGACUACCUCGUCAUAACCUCCGGAAGGCAAGUGAAAUGGUGAAGGAGUUUGCCAAAGAGGAAGGGCUGGUAUACGCUGAGUUUGGGUUUGUGAAAGGCAACAAAGAUGUGCUUGGCGUUUUAAGGCAAGUUGCGGAUCAAGUCAAGUUAGUAGCGAACGCUGCGUCGGUCGAAGCCAGAGAGGUAGUAAACAAAAAGUUGGCUCAGUCAACGCCAAAAGAUAAUGUUUUACAGGGAGCGGGGAUCGUAGAGUUACGAUAAUUCUAUGUUGCAACGGCUAUCCUUCUAGAAUAAUUAUCACCCGACAUCACCCCACA
Messenger RNA from Marasmius oreades (fairy-ring Marasmius), 1661 nucleotides. RefSeq lists its product as uncharacterized. Bases 1 to 1605 code for a protein of 534 amino acids. Gene Ontology annotation, biological process: lipid metabolic process. The record is from RefSeq and is a predicted model, not a curated record. Lineage: Eukaryota; Fungi; Basidiomycota; Agaricomycetes; Agaricales; Marasmiaceae. Gene Ontology annotation, molecular function: oxidoreductase activity, acting on paired donors, with oxidation of a pair of donors resulting in the reduction of molecular oxygen to two molecules of water. The transcript has 5 exons. Gene Ontology annotation, cellular component: membrane.